Molecule: messenger RNA, 2205 nt
Organism: Chanos chanos (milkfish)
Lineage: Eukaryota; Metazoa; Chordata; Actinopteri; Gonorynchiformes; Chanidae
Product: cadherin-like protein 26
Exons: 13
Coding region: 1-2205 (734 amino acids)
Biological process (GO): cell-cell adhesion mediated by cadherin; homophilic cell-cell adhesion; calcium-dependent cell-cell adhesion
Cellular component (GO): plasma membrane; catenin complex; adherens junction
Molecular function (GO): cadherin binding; beta-catenin binding; calcium ion binding
Source: RefSeq, a predicted model, not a curated record
AUGAGGACUUUCACCACUUCUCUGUGUCUAAUACUGGUUGUCUGGAUGGUAGAUGUAGCCUCAGAAAAGUCCAGGAUCCGUCAAAAGAGAGCCUGGAUUAUAACAUCUUUUGAUAUCGAGGAGGAGUACCAGGGGAAUUUCCCUUACUUAGUGGGACGUGUGGAUGUUGAUUGGAAACUCAUGGCAAAUUUUAUGAUCGAUGGGAAAGGUGUCGAUGAAGAACCCAGGGGCAUUUUCUCCAUUGAUAAAAACACAGCAGAGAUGUUUGUGCACAAGCGAAUUGACUUUGAGUCACAUCAGCGUUUUCUUCUGAAAUUUUAUGCUACAAAUAAAACCACUGGCAGAGUGAACACAGAACUUGGAAUGGAAAUCAACAUAUUAGAUAUCAAUGACCAUGCACCCCAGUUUUCAAGGGCACUUUAUGAGACCCACAGGAUGGAGAGCACUUCUCAGGGUGAGACACUGGUCACUGUGUAUGCAUCCGAUGACGAUGACAGCAGUACUUGCAAUGGAACCUUUUCUUUUAGAAUCAUCAGUGUCUAUCCAGAGACCACCAAUGCUGAAUUCUAUAUAGAUCAAACAAAAAACUCUCAACAUGGAGCAAUAUCUUUUAAAGGAUGUUUGGAUUAUGAGGAAGCGCAGAAAUAUACCAUCCUGGUUGAAGCAAAGGAUCAUGGAGACAAAGUACAACUAUCCAGCACAAGUACAGUAUUAGUCAACGUUAUUGACAAAAACAACCAUUUACCUGAGAUUCUUGGACAAACAGGUCCAGGAAAGAUUAAAGAAAGAGAGAUGGGGGUUGAGGUUCUUCGAAUCCAAGUAACGGACAAAGACAGCCAUGGUUCACCAGCAUGGAAAGCCAAAUACACCAUUCAUGGUGACAAGGGAGAAUAUUUUAAGAUUGAAACAGACCCAGAAACCAAUGAAGGGAUUCUAACUGUUCAAAAGUUAAUAGAAUACAAUGAAGUCACUGAGAAAAACAUAUCAAUCAGUGUGGAGAAUGUGGAGCCCUACCUUUCCUGCAGGGUUAGAAAACGCGUGAAGGAUAGUAAAUGGGAUGUGGAGACCAGCAUAAAAGAAACCAGACCCAAGCUCUAUCCAGUCACCAUCACUGUUGAUGAUGUCAAUGACCCACCCAUAUUCAUUCCAGCUGUCAAACAUGUAGAGGUGAUGGAAAACCCAGGUGUGGGUUUUCUGCUAGAGACAUUCACAGCCAAAGACAUGGACAGGAUAAACUCUAAUACAUUUCGAUUCUUAAAAGGACAUGAUCCAGCAGAUUGGGUAACUGUGGAUUCAAAGACUGGACGAGUCGUCACUGCAAAAGUUUUGGACAGAGAGUCAUCCUUUGUGAACAACAGCACAUACAUAGUUACCUUGUAUGCAGUUGAUUAUGGUGAGCCACCAAUGACAGGCACAGGAACUCUGAUUAUUCACAUUAAAGACCAGAAUGAUAAUGUGCCAGUUCUUUCUGAAAAUAAACUGAACAUGUGUCUGUCUGAUGAACCCAUAAGAACCAAACUCAGUGCUGUAGACCCAGACCUUCCACCCUACAGUGGGCCAUUCCUCUUCGAACUCAUAGGGGAUGUGGAGGGGAAAUGGAGAAUUGAUCCUAGCUAUGGCACGACGGUGGACUUGAUCAAGGACAGCACAGUGUAUGCAGGGCAUCAUGAGCUGUUGGUGAGAGUCUCAGACAAUCAGGGACAUGAAUCACUACAGAACCUCUCAGUUACUGUGUGUGACUGUUCUGAGACACCCACCUGUCACAUCAGGCGGAGUUCUACAUCAAAGAUGGGUGGAGGCUCUGUUGGCAUCAUCAUCCUUGCCCUGCUGAUGCUGCUGGUGUUCAUGUUCAUGGCUAUUCUGACCUCCUGUGAAAAGAAAGUUUACACCACAGAGGAUGGUCCUGGGAUGCAUUUGCUGAUAUCGAAUAUUGAGGAACCAGGAACAGACUGUGGGGUAAGCAGAGAUAGUAAAUAUGAUCACAACAAGGCAUCAAAACUCCACAUUCUCCGUGGCCCAGGGGAGGAGCUUGGUGAUUAUGCUCCUCAUGUCUAUGCAGAGGAGGGAGAAUCUGUGCCUGAUGCCCAUUUGGAUGUCAUCUCCAUACCAGAGAGUGAUUUUGGUUCAGUCAAGCUUAGGUAUCUGGGCCAGAGAUUCAACACCCUCGCAUCCAUAUGCAGAGCAGAUGUCACAGGGAAGAAGUAG